ACAUUAUAGUCGUGGCCAUUUCUUAUUCUGCGGAGUUAAAUCUUGAGAAAAGAGAAAUCUGUAGAAAAUGGCUUCAUAUUUGCAAUAAUUAUUGCGUUUCAGAUAAAAUUCAGUGUUUUAAGAGUCCCUAAACAGUGAUAAAUAGUGAAAAUACAUUUGAGCAAAUUGUUGCCAACAAAUCAAAUCGUCAUAAAACAACAUGUCGGAGAACGAGGAGAUUCCGGAGACGUCGGAAACCCAGCUCCUUACAGCGGAGUACAAAGAUGGGCAGCUGCAAAUCGUGGAAAUGAAUCCAUUUGAUAAAGUGGAAGGGGUAAACGACAUGCCAAGUUUGGAAGGUGACAAUGUACCGAAGUAUGUGCAAGUCAUAAAUCCGGACAAGUCUGUGAUGCAGCUCGACCUACUCAAUUUGACGCUUGUCAGGUGCGAAGACGGCUCAGAAUCCUACCGGCUGGUGUCUGCGUCAGAGAUUGGCGAUAGCAGCUCAGAAGCAACGGUCACGUGCGUGCUGCACUCCAGCGAUAAUGAAGCGGAGGUGAUGCUAGCAGACGCGGAGGCGGAUGCGGAUGCGGGCGCGUACGUUGUGAUGGACGGACGCCCGCUCGUGCUGUACGAGCAGGAGCCGCCGGAGCCGGAACCGGCGCCGGAACCAGCGCCGCAGCCGGUGCAGGCGCCGGUGCCGCCAAGAAAAUUGACGCCGAACGAAAUUUUGGAGAGAGCCAAAGCGUUACAGAAAGCGAAGGCGCAGCUAGCCAGCCUGACGCCCAAACGGCGCGGGCGCGGCCGCCGCUCUGAGCUGCCUCCGCCGCACGAGCUGCUGGCGUCGCCCGGCUUCAAGCUGUUCCUGUACUCGUGCCGCAUGUGCAGCUUCAAGUGCAACGCUGUGAAAGAGAUGACUAAACACAAGGCGGAGCACAACUGUUGGCGACGGUCUUCCGCGGGCACGCUACAGUGCGCGCUAUGCCCGUACCGGGUGAACACUCACUCACAGAUUAUGAAACAUGUUCAAGACGUACACGCCGAAGAUAAACCGCAAAAGGGGAACAAGGUGCACCUAGACACAGCGGAGGUGGCGGCUGCUGACGUAUUGGUGUGCGGCGCGUGCGGCUACGAGUCGUCGUCGCGGCCGCUGUUCCGCGCUCACAUAGAGGCUGUACACGGCGCCACGGCUUGCUGACGGUACAUUAAACAGAUGCUGAAAAAAGGAUUCGCCAAUUGUUAGCGAGAAAUAUCUGUACAUAUUUUCUUCUUUCGUGUGGCUUCAAGAAGUUUGAAGUUGUUUGUACAUUAGCUAUGUAUCUAGUUUUACCUAUUUUGAUUCAAAAGUAAUAUCAGAUACUGAGAUUCUUCAGUCUCUCUAUAAGUCCAUUUUCAAUAUAAUGCAUUUACAUAAUUGACAGUUUCUUUACAUAAAACUACUACAAAAUUUCCGGAGACUGUGUCUUGUCCACCCACAAGGUGGACCGACGACCUCGUAAAGGUAGCAGGAAGGCGCUGGAUGCAGGCCGCUACCAACCGGCCAUUAUGGAAAUAAUUGGGGGAGGCCUAUGUUCAGCAGUGGACGUCCUGUGGCUGAAAUGAUGAUGAUGUGUUUUGCUGCUCCUUUAUUUACCCGACUGCGCCAAGAAGGGUUACGUUUUUCGAGUGUAUUUAGGUAUAUUAUUCUGUUGGAAUAAAUAAUCAUUAGGUAGAAUCCUAUUUAAUAUUUUUAAUCAACGCCUUCUCGUACUUAGUGUUCAAAAUUACGCAUUUGUGAUAGUAUAAUGUAAGUAAGCUCUUUGAAAUAGUUAAUUUAUAUUCAGUAAAUUAAUUUUAAAUUGUCGUAGAUAUUAAGCUAGUUUUGGUGAAUUAGAAAUAUUAGUUAGAAAAUCGUAGACGUUAUAUUAUGAAGUUUUGUCGGUCUUUACUAAGUUCUUGAAUUUAUAAAUUCAAAAAUAUGCGAUAAUAUCAGUAACGUAAAUUUUGUAAUACACUCAACAUCAAAUAAAUCGCACCUUCCGCGACGCGAACUUUAAAGAUUUUCUUCUGACACAAUCAUGAUGCCCCAACAAUAUUGGUGUUAUUUGAA
This is a messenger RNA of Ostrinia furnacalis (Asian corn borer), 2068 nucleotides long. Its product is annotated as zinc finger and BTB domain-containing protein 45. The record is from RefSeq and is a predicted model, not a curated record. Lineage: Eukaryota; Metazoa; Arthropoda; Insecta; Lepidoptera; Crambidae. The coding region runs from base 200 to 1177 and encodes 325 amino acids. The transcript is spliced from 12 exons.